Benincasa hispida (wax gourd) is the source of this 1116-nucleotide messenger RNA. RefSeq names its product transcription factor MYB56-like. Lineage: Eukaryota; Viridiplantae; Streptophyta; Magnoliopsida; Cucurbitales; Cucurbitaceae. Gene Ontology annotation, biological process: regulation of DNA-templated transcription. Gene Ontology annotation, cellular component: nucleus. The record is from RefSeq and is a predicted model, not a curated record. Gene Ontology annotation, molecular function: RNA polymerase II cis-regulatory region sequence-specific DNA binding; DNA-binding transcription factor activity, RNA polymerase II-specific.
UUGGUUUUCAGAAAUAUUAUUAAAAAGGCUAAAAAGAAAAAAGAAAAAAGAAAAAAAGAAAGAGGGUACAUAGAUCUAGUACGUACUCCCCACCUACUUUACAGAACCCAAUUUCCUGGAAGCUCCCCUAUCCUUUUCCACAAAAGCCAUUAACAGAUACAUGCACCUUCUCUCUCUACCCUUCACUUUCUCUCUCCUCCUAUAUAAAAACAAACCCUUCCAACUAUUUCCCCUCAUUCAUCUCUCACUCCUCUUUCCACAGUCCCCACAUAUCCUUUCAAACCGUUUCUUUCUUCCAAUUCUGUUUUGCCGUUACAACCAUGAGAACCUCCUCUUCUUCCUCCUCCUCCGACUCCACCUCCUCCGAUUCUUCCUUCUCCGGCAAGGGAUUGCGGCGCCCGGAGAAGAUUAAAGGUCCAUGGAGUGCGGAGGAGGAUCGGAUUUUAACUCAGCUUGUCGCUCGUUAUGGACCCAGAAAUUGGUCCUUGAUUAGCCGUUACAUUAAAGGCCGCUCCGGCAAGUCCUGCCGCCUCAGAUGGUGUAAUCAGUUGAGUCCUAAUGUUGAGCAUCGCCCAUUUUCUCCGAUGGAGGAUGAAACGAUUUUGGCUGCUCAUGCUCGGUUUGGGAACCGGUGGGCCACCAUUGCUCGUUUGCUUCCCGGUCGGACUGAUAAUGCCGUUAAGAAUCACUGGAACUCGACGCUAAAACGACGGGCGAGGGAACAACAGCAGCAAUUAGUGAUGGACGAAAUUGCCCCUGAGAAUCAUGGUAAUAAUAAUAAUGCUGUGAAUAUUGCUAGUGAUUUGAAGCUUUCCGUACCUCUGGAGGAAGAUCCGUUGACCGCCUUGACUCUGGCGCCGCCGGGAAUCGGCGGCGGUAGAACCACGACGGCGGAGGAGCGGCGGGUUGAGAAUUUUCCGGCGGGGUUUUGGGAUGCAAUGAGGGAUGUGAUAGCGAGGGAGGUGAGGGAAUACAUGACGACGACGUUUAUGGAGAAUCCGGAGUUUCACUAACUGAAAUGCCAGACUCCUCUCUGUCUGUCUUUUUUUUUUUUUCUUCUUUUUUUGCCCAUAGAAAGUUGUAUUAAUUAAAUUUCUUGUUAAUAUAAUGAUUCAU